Neopsephotus bourkii (Bourke's parrot) is the source of this 4859-nucleotide messenger RNA. RefSeq names its product microtubule-associated protein 4-like. The transcript has 11 exons. NCBI's taxonomy places the organism in Eukaryota, Metazoa, Chordata, Aves, Psittaciformes, Psittacidae. The record is from RefSeq and is a predicted model, not a curated record. Gene Ontology annotation, cellular component: neuron projection. The coding region runs from base 1 to 3138 and encodes 1045 amino acids. Gene Ontology annotation, biological process: neuron projection development; microtubule cytoskeleton organization. Gene Ontology annotation, molecular function: microtubule binding.
AUGAAUACAGGGGGCAUGGUGUGUCGUCACCGGCGCCAGCAGCCUGCGAGCUCGGCUCACUCUGAGCUGGUAUUACAGCCGCGGGAGGAAGCGAAGCCCUCGGAAAUGUCUCUCUCCAACAAGCAGCCCGCAUCACUCUCUGAAUACAGCCAGCUGUGUAAAGGCAAGAACACGGAAAGCUUCUCGGAAGCCUUCCACUGCAUGGAGUCCCCGAAAGACUUCGGCAAAACUGAAUUCGAAUGGCAGAGGACUGAGGGGAAGCUGAAUGAGAUUGGCUUGAAUGUGAACUCGGGACCGAUUAAGGAUGGGCUCGUUAAGAACGCUGGUUUCACCGACGAGGACAAGCUCUGCUUCUUUGAAGGAAAACUAGACAAAGAGCUAAAAAUAGCUCAGAAAGACAAAAGAGAAAUUGAGGUGCAAGGCAAAAAAUACCAGGCAGCUGCAGGUCACCUUGAGAGCUGGUCUUUGAUUUCGGAAACGUUUCCUUCUGCUGAAGGGAACUUUGCAAACCCUAAAACUACAGAUUUUCAUGUGGGACAGGCAGGAGCUGAAAAACCUGGUCCUGGGCUGGGUAAAAAUGAAGCCAUCACCGAUCAGGAGAAAGCUGUCAGUAAGGCUGGAAUGGAGAGCAAAUGCCAGCCAGACCCAAACCUGCCCAGUGUGUCAGUGUCGGAGAGUGAUCCCAGCAAAUACAUGAAGGAGCAGGAAAUCAGUGUCUGGAAUCCAAAUUUCCAUCCUAUCCUGCCUAACGAUUCGGGAUCUAAAGAAGCAACCGUGAAGAAAGAUGGAGCCCCCAGCUAUUGUGUAAUUGGGGUGGUUAAUGACAACUAUGUGCAGAGUGGAUUUUCUUCUUCCUCAACAGUAUCGAAGCCAGAACCUCCAACUACCACUGUAGAGCUUGCACAAGAUGACUCCAAAAGUAGUUACUUUAAUAAUACCACUGAAAUGGAGGAAGAGAUGGAAGACAAGCUGAGCUGUGCAGACGAUGGCAAUUUUCUGAACAGGGCUGCCCACCAAAGGAAGGCAAUGAGGCGUGCAAUGUCAGAGUCCUCUCACUUGUCCGUGCCCCUAACCCUUAACCUGGCCGAUAAAUACCCUGAGCCGGUGCUUAGAGAAGACGUCGCUACUGGUCUGCUCUCUCCUAAUAGCAGCCUGACCCAGUGCUCGAGCCCCACAGCCAGAAAGCCGGGCGCUCCAAUGAAAAGGUCAAUGACCGUGUCAGAAGAGCAAACAUCUGUCUGCAGCUUGGGUGCCGAGCAGAGCCGUGCAGGGCUGCCCAGCCUGGUGGUGAAGGAGCAUCAGGCCCUCCCGGCAGAGGAGCCGGCUGCCAAGAAGCGAGAGGAGUGGAACAGCAGCAGCAACUCAGUCAAGAAAGAGCUGGGCAGCCCGAGCUUGUAUCACAGCAAGCUGGAGCAAAUCCCUGAAAUCAGCAGCCAGGACAAAGAGAGGGAGGAGGAGGUGGCCGUGAAGAAGGAGAAGAGAAAUGCUGCUGAUGGAGCUGCUGGGUUGGAGUCUCCUCCGAAAAGCAAAUGCAAUGAGAUGGAAUCCAGCAAAACUGCUCCACUGGAACGAAAAGAAAUUGAGGUCAGCAAUGUGCAGAGCUCUCCAUCUCCCAAGCAAGGAGAUUUACCACGUGAUGCAAAAUUAGAAGAGACCAAACCAGUUGAAGCUGUGACAGGGAAUGAUAUCACAGCACCUCCCAACAAAGAGCUUCCUCCCAGCCCUGAGAAGAAGACAAAGCCUGCCAUAUCCACGUCAUCUACAAAGCCUGCAGCAACGAAAGCCAGGCCCCUGUCCGCUACCAGCCCCAAGCGGCCACCCUCUGCCACCCCUGGCCUAAACAAAAAACCCACGAGCCCUACUGCAGGUCCUACUCCAGCCACUACUACUAAACGCCCAGCCACCAGCACUACACGUCCCUCCACCCUAGCUCCAAAAGAGACUAAACCAAAGGUUGCAGAUGCGAAGACCACAGAUAGGAGGACCUCACUUUCAAAGCCUCCGACAACUGCCACUUCUAAAACUACUGUUAGGAGCAGCCCUGUUGCUCCCAAGACAACGGCAGCAUCACCAGUUGCUGCAACUGCUGCUGUGAAAAAUACUGCUACUUCUCCACCGAAGAGGCCAACAUCCAUCAAGACUGAUGCAAAGCCUGCAGAUGCCAAGAAGACCACUGCAAAGUCACCAUCAGCAGACUUGAGCCGCCCUAAAAGUGCUACUGGAAAUGCAGUCAAAAGCAGUGCCACCACUUCUACCACCUCCUCCAGUGCACCUACUUUACCUGGAGUAGCCACCAGUCGUCCCAAACCCAAGCCUGCUGCAACCAAACCCACCACAACCUCUACCACAACAGCAGAUGCUAAAAAACCAACUGCUAAGGUUCCAGCUAAACCCAGCAGCGCUUCCAAGCCACCUCGCCCGACCAGCAGUGCUUCUGCUCCAGAUCUGAAAAAUGUACGUUCCAAAAUUGGAUCAACAGACAACAUUAAGCAUCAGCCUGGUGGAGGAAAGGGGAAAAUAGAGAAAAGGCCAGAAUCAGCCGCUGCUGCACGAAAGUCUGAACCCAAUGUGGUCUCUAAAAUGGCUACUACUAAAACAACUGUAUCAAAAGAGGGUGCCCCAAAACAGCCCAAUGGGAAAGUCCAGAUAGUCUCCAAAAAAGCGAACUACAGCCAUGUUCAGUCCAAGUGUGGUUCCAAGGACAAUAUUAAGCAUGUCCCUGGAGGUGGGAAUGUGCAGAUCCAGAACAAGAAAGUUGACCUUUCCAAAGUGUCCUCAAAGUGUGGCUCUAAAGCAAAUAUCAAGCAUAAGCCAGGGGGAGGAGAUGUCAAAAUUGAGAACCAGAAGCUGAACUUCAAGGAGAAGGCCCAAGCCAAAGUGGGUUCUUUGGACAACGUGGGACACUUGCCAGCAGGAGGAACUGUGAAGAUUGAAUCUCACAAGCUGACGUUCCGUGAGAAGGCCAAGGCUCGAACAGACCACGGAGCGGAAAUCGUCGUCUCCAAACCCCCCAACCUUUCCAGCAGAGCUUCCCCCUGGCGUAGCACAUCCGUCAGCGAGAGCCUGGGCUCAGUCGCCUCCUUGUCACCGCUGCAACAGCCAGCUCCCCUUGCAGCGCUUUCUCAGCAAGGCUUGUGACCCCUCCCGGCCCCAUCCCCUGCCCUCUCCCCACAGUAACGCAGCUUGGCUCUCUUAACCCUGCCCCUGGCUUUAGGUGGGAAGGGGACAGCGUUUAGCAGGGCAGGCAUCCCUUUCCAGCCACAAUGACUCUUCUAAACAUCCCGGAGGCUUGCCCCUGCCCGAGCGUGUCAGGCUCCAGUGGUCCUUUCUUGGCUGGAAGGGGCUUCCUCCCCCCUCCAUGCCUCAUCCCUUUUGCUUUCAGGGGGAUGCUGGAGCGAGUGUUAGUGUUCUGUGGCAGGAACGGGCAUCUAGUCAACCUCCAGGCUGUGUCUUAGUGGCUGGGUAGGAGCGUGCCUGUGCUGCUGGUGGCUGAAGCCAGGCCAGAGUUAACAGGGAUAAGCUGUGACCUUUCUUUCUGUCUUUAUUUUUAAACAAGACAAGAACCCACCUUUCCCUCCCUGCCGCUUCAGUUUCUGCUGAUCCUGUUUGAUGAUGAUGAUGAUAUAUAUGAUACACACACGUUUAGGCUGUUUUAACUGUUGACUUUAACCUUUUAUUCUUCGUGACGAUGUGUUGAUGAUUUAUUGUGCUACAACCCCCUGCUAAGUUUCCUUUUCUCUUCCCUUCUUUUCCUAACCGUAGGAGAGUAGAGACAUUAACCGCUGCUGCAGUGCUGGCUUCUUAUUGACAUAUCCAGCAAUUGUAACAAUUUUGUUGUUGAUUGUUUUGGGUUUGGUUUUUUGUUUUUUGGGUUUUUUGUUUUUUUUCUUCUAAUAUUUUAAAACGAUGGAGCAAACUCAUGGGAUUAAGCCAUGUCUGAAGUGAAAGGCUCGAGAACGUGUUAACAGAGAACUUGCUGUAACAGAUCAGAUGCAGCCUGUGUUAACUGCAACGAGAUGUGUUGGCUUGAUGCUGGUCAAACCUCUUGUAGGCCCAGGACGCGUUAGCAGCGUGAAGACGGUUUUAUUUAUUCAUGCUCUCAGCCACAGCCCUGGGAUUGAGCUUUCUCUGGCUAGGGCCUAUGGUCAGAGGAGAGGCAGGAGGCUGCUGUCACGCUGGAGUUGCAGGUUAACGCAGGCCUGGAGUUCCGAGGCCGAAGCAGGUCUGUGGUGCGUGCGCGCGUGUGGUGUGGUGUGGUAGCAGAGGCUGAUGGGGGGGUGACCGUGUUGUCCGGCUGUCCAGGGCGAGGCUGAGGUCGGGAAGAUGGGAAAGGCCCCCUUUUUCCUGGGAUGAUGCACCCCGGGGUGUGCAGGGGAGGCAGGUUUUAGUGCCAGGGAGUUGCAGCUCUGACUAGGACUAAGGAGAUUGACCUGCUCGUGGAGGUGUGAGCUCCUCGUUUCAUGUUGCAAAUGACACUAAAGAAAUGUAAAUAAAUUAAAACCAAGAAGAACAAAACAAACAAAAAAAAAAAGAGUGUUCUUGGGUGGACAAAUUAAUUUAAAGAAAAAAAAAGCAAACAAAAAAAAGCAGCAACUAGAAAAAAAGGCGGAAUAACAAAACACUGGGAUCAAAGUGAACUGAACCAGGCGUGCGCUAAGGGGGGGCUGUCCAAGGAGGAGACAGAGGGAAGCCAGCAGCUUCUCGUGCUUGGGGGAAUAUUUCUGUGGGAAGCCGACAACGACACGAUAACCCGGAAUCUGUAUUUACACAAAAAGAUUCUUAUUGCACUUGUAUUUUUUAUAUUAAAGUUUGCAUGAUUUCUAAUAAAAUGGCAUUAAAAUGUACUAGUUUGCAUCAAA